This is a messenger RNA of Hymenoscyphus albidus, 1206 nucleotides long. NCBI's taxonomy places the organism in Eukaryota, Fungi, Ascomycota, Leotiomycetes, Helotiales, Helotiaceae. The record is from the annotation of a GenBank genome assembly.
AUGGGAACUCAGCCCCUGGCUCCUAUAAUUGCCGACGACAUAGAACGCUAUAUCGACCAAGUCGCGGAGAUGGCUUAUUUAGUUUUAGAUAGUAUCAGUCCUGAACAUUCUCUGUUCCUUCAAUGGUUCGGCAGUUCAGAUUAUUACAUGAACGUCAUGUGUUAGUCCCCAUCAUAUCUUUCUUUUUGACCCUAUAUAUUAACUACAAACUAUAAUAAGAUGUCUACGCUCGGUUGGCCAACAUUAGAGAAGACCCCGAGAGUAUGUUUAAACUCAAAAUAAUAUUACUCGAUCUUUCGGGGAACCCGGAAGAGCAAGAACGCGUCAAAAAGUUUGACGGGGCGUAUACGGUUGUUAGAGGCAGUCCUGAAGUAAGACUUUACAAAGACAAGUUUAGGACUUAUCCAUCGUUCUUAGAACUUGAAUUACCUCUUGGGAAUCCAGACUUCCAACAAUUAAUUACAAUGACGAGUACGAGACAGAUUCUUCUUUUCCAUGAACUAGUUCAUUUUGUUGGAGAUUCCAAAUUCUUUCACGCGGUCAUCCCAGGAGGAGAAAAGUUUAGUGAGUUUCAAUCGGGUAUGAAUUUUAGGAGGGUCUACUAAUAUAUAGUAGCCCAAAAUUUGCGCGGUAGUGUUGUAGACACGCUGCUUUGGCCAGCCGCUACGGGGUUCGCAGAUGAUGUAUGCUCAGCAUUUUUCCCGCCCAUUCUAUAUUUGAAACUAAUCCCAUAUCAUAGGAUUUUGUAAAAGAAUCUUUACAAGAGACCGAUGAAACCAAGUUGGCGACACUUGUGGCAUACGGCCCGCAGAGAUGCCUUACCUUAGCUCAACUAAAAGAUGGUCCGUUUUAUGCUGUUAGUAUUCUCUAUUUGUCUCGAAACUCGCUAUUAUUAGCAAAAAUGACAAAAUUAACUUCAAGUCUAUAGAUACAUAAUUCCGACAGCUAUACCCUUUUCGCCCUUUGUAAGCCCAACACUGUCCUACUGAUACGUAAAAUAAUACUAAUUUAAAUUAAGCUGUUUUCAUAGGUUGGAAUCAAGACAAAGAUAUCAAACCUACAUAUGGGCCUGUAGUUCAGAAAUGGCAAAACGGAGUUGGAGGAGAUCCACUUGCCGAUAGACUCCCGCCUUUUCGUAACAUGGGACGUGAUUCCGACUUAGUAUCCGCAUGGUGGAGGGCGCUUGGGAGAGAACUACCGCCGUAG